AUGGAGACGACGAGCUCCUUCUCCCGAAGCCGCCCCCCACCUCUUCCCUCGCCCAAAACCCUAGCAUCACCCCGACCCCUCGACUCCGAUCUCCUCCCCUCUCGUAACCCCCAACUCCUCCGCCGCCGCCGCAUCCGGAACCCCGCGCUCCCCGGCGCCUCCACCGCCGCCGCCCCCUUCGGCGGGCGGAGGAGCCGGCCGUCGGAGAGGCGGCGCCUAGGUGCCGAUGGCGCCGGUGGCGGAGAUGAGGGGGUUCGGUUGGGUNCCGGAGAGGCGGCGCCUAGGGUUUCAGCGAGGAAGCUCGCCGCUGCCAUUUGGCAUCUGCGGCCUCCGGAGGUGGUGGUCGGUAGUGCCGAUGGCGCCGGUGGCGGAGAUGAGGGGGUUCGGUUGGGUAUUGAGCCUGCUGCUGGGCAUCUCCAAAUCCAACUUCUUCAUAAACCCAAUAACACAGCCUUUCACUAUAGCUUGAAAAAUGAGAUUUCGAGCCCCAUUUCAGUUCUAGAUCCAAAGAAUGGCGACUUUCACAAGAUGCAGCUCAAAGCUUCCACUCCCUUACCAGCCUCUGCAAUGGAGAAGGCAACUAAAUGGGACCCUGAUAGCUUAACAGUAAAGCCAUUAGAUAAUGCUUACCAAUUAGCUUGCAAACUGAAUCUUCUAGAAGAUCACGAAUCUAAAAGCUUUAUUUCUACUCUACAACUUGAACUUCAACAGGCUCGUGCUCGGGUAAAUGGGCUCGAGCUUGAGCGGCAGUCGGCUAAGAAGAAGCUUGACCAAUUCCUAAAGAAGCUCUCAGAGGAGAAAGCAGCUUGGCGGAGCAGAGAGCAUGAAAAAGUCCGAGCUAUAAUAGAUGGCAUGAAGGGAGACCUUAGUAGAGAGAGAAAGAACAGGCAUCGGCUCGAGAUCAUCAACUCUAAGCUGAUUAAUGAACUUAGUGAGGCCAAAUUAUCUGCAAAGAGGCUUCUUCAAGACUAUGACAAAGAAAGAAAGGCGCGCGAGCUGAUUGAAGAGGUUUGUGAUGAGCUGGCGAAGGAGAUAGAGGAAGAUAAAGUUGAGGUAGAAAUUCUUAAGAGGGAGACUGCGAAGAUUAGAGAGGAAGUUGAUGAGGAAAGAAGGAUGUUACAAAUGGCUGAGGUAUGGCGGGAGGAGAGAGUUCAGAUGAAGCUUAUCGAUGCAAAGUUGACUCUUGAGUGUAAGUAUUCUCAGUUAAUUAAACUUCAACAAGAAAUAGAGGCUUUUCUUAGAGAAUAUGGAUGGAAAGAUAAGAAAGAUGCUGUAGUAAAAAAAGCAGAUCAUUUGAAGGAUGCAAUUGAUUCGGUUAAGGUUGAAGAGAUUGAAGAGUUCACUUAUGAGCCGCCUCCUGAAUCCGAGGAUAUACUCUCUGUAUUUGAGGAGCUCCAUCCAAGAGAAGAAGAAGAACAAGAAGAGUACGAGAAAGAGAUUGAACCAUGCUAUGGGUCUAGUUCAGCACUUCGUGAAUCAGAAAUUCAUGAAGUAGCAAGCCCCGAGACCGAUUUGUUUCUGGAAAAUUCUGGGAAGUUGUUUGGAAGUAAACUAGUGCAUAACAAGAGCGAGAUUGAUGAUGGUAGUAGCUGGGAAACAAUUAGUCACGAAGAGGAGCAGGGCUCAAGUACUUCACCUGGAGGGAGUGAACCAUCUGUUAAUAAGUUUUGCGAAGAAAGUAAUGCUUCCUUAAGCGUGGAUGAUUGGGAGGAGAAUCAGAAAGAUAGCAAGCUAAAUACUGAGAUUGGUGAAAAUUGUUGUACGAAUAUGAAAAAGUCAAGGAAAAAAGAUAUUUCUAUAUCUAGGCUGUGGAGAUCAUCGUACUCAAAUAAUGGUGACCAUUGCAAGAGAAAUUCUGUUGAGAUAACAAAUGGAAGGCCUUCUAAUGGGGGGAUCUCGAACGGGAUAUGUUCUCCUGAAGGAGGGAUAGAUGAAGUAGGUCGGAGUCCGCGAAGCAUAGGGCAUUGGAAUCCUCCUGAUUCAGUGAGCCAACAUUUCUCUCGAGGAAUCAAAGGAUGUAUCGAGUGGCCGCGAGGAGCCCAGAAGCACAGCUUGAAGGCCAAACUUCUUGAGGCGAGGAUGGAGAGCCAGAAGAUUCAGCUGCGCCAUGUACUCAAGCAAAAAAUUUAGCGUGAUAAACAUUUCUCAGAGCCUAGAAAUCGAACUUCAUAACGAGAUUUGAUCUUUAUAGACCAAAUUUGAGAAUCAAGAGAAAAAUAAAAAUUGUGAAAGCACACUAUGCAAUCAAAGCGCACAAUUCAGUCUGCAGUGUGGUGGCUGAGGAAUUUAAAGACGCAAUUUGCCUCGUUGGCUUUCAUUAUCUGUUGCUCCUGGUAACUUACUCUUUACAUUGAUGCUUAUAUUCUCCUGUCUAUUGGUAGAAUCCUUAUCAGAAUGUAGCCGGACCAUGUAUGCAGCUUCCACAUUGUGUAACAUUGAAGAAUGUUUUUAUACUUUCUUAGUAAGAGUUUUAGCUUUGUCAACUUAUUAACCA
This is a messenger RNA of Ananas comosus (pineapple), 2494 nucleotides long. RefSeq lists its product as uncharacterized. NCBI's taxonomy places the organism in Eukaryota, Viridiplantae, Streptophyta, Magnoliopsida, Poales, Bromeliaceae. The transcript is spliced from 4 exons. The record is from RefSeq and is a predicted model, not a curated record. Bases 1 to 2130 code for a protein of 709 amino acids.